UUGGCACACGUCAGUGAUCAUAGAUGUCCAUGUACAUUUACCCUCAAAACCUAGAAAUAUGUAUCUCGACAAAUCACAUGUCGAUAUAAUAAAUAAGUUCCAGGGUCUUAGGAAUUAUUGUGAUUGUAACAAGAUUUUGAAUUUUAUCAUUACUACAUUUCCACGGAAGUCUUCAAUCAUUUUAUCAACCACUUACAUCGGUGACUUAUCUCUAAGUGUCUAUACUAUAAAUUCAGUACAAAAAGUCGAUUCGAAAAGUUUUUUUAAUUUAGUUCAGACCAAGGACUAGAAAAAAACCAUGAAGCUUUUUAUAGUUACAUUUACCAUACUGAUUCCUACCAUCUAUUGCCUCUCUGAUCAGGAAGAAUGGCAACAAUUCAAAACGCAACAUGGUAAAGCCUACAGAAGUCUCCUUGAGGAAAAGAUACGUUUCGAUAUCUUCAAGUCCAACCUCCGAAUGAUAGAUGAACAUAACGAGAGGUUCAGCAAUGGCGAGGAAACCUUCGAGGUGAGAAUUAACCAAUUUGGUGACUUGAGUCAGGAAGAAUUUCGUCAAAUGCUGAGCUUGCAGAAAGACCAAAUUCCCGAUCGCGGCGGCAACUUAGCAUUACUGGAUGGCAAUGAAGAUCUACCGGAAGAAGUAGAUUGGAGAGCAAGGGGCGCUGUCACCACAGUGAAGCAACAAGGGAAUUGCGGAUCUUGUUGGGCCUUUAGUGCGGUAGGAGCUAUUGAAGGUCAAAUCUUCCUGAAGAAUGGCAUACUAGAACCUUUGAGUGCUCAAAAUCUCAUAGACUGUGCUAGAGGUAAGUACCACAACGAGGGAUGUUAUGGAGGGUCGAUGAAGUCCGCUUUCAACUACACAAGAGAUCAUGGAGUGCUCACAGAUCAAGAGUACCCGUACGUAUCCUAUUCUGGCAAAGAGGGAAAAUGCAAGAAGCAAGGGGGAGUCAAGAUCAGCGGUUACAAGGUUACCCCAGAAGGAGAUGAACAGGCUCUAGCAAAGGCUGUUGCGUUAAUAGGACCAGUCUCUGUGGGACUGGACGCCACUCACAUGCAAUUCUACUCUGGAGGAGUAAUAACCAAGAAAUCCGGAUGCAAAAACGAACUUGACGAUUUGGACCAUGGUGUUCUUGUGGUUGCAUACAGUGAAGAUUACUGGCUCAUAAAGAACAGCUGGGGAACAACUUGGGGAGAACAGGGAUACCUCAGGCUAAAGAGAAAUGACGGAAACACUUGUGGUGUUGCCUCGAUAGUUUCCUACCCCACUUUGGAUUAGGAUACUUUUUAUUCUUUAAACUAGUAAUCUUGAAAUAAACGUCUUUACUAGCUUUUUGA
Molecule: messenger RNA, 1335 nt
Organism: Acanthoscelides obtectus
Lineage: Eukaryota; Metazoa; Arthropoda; Insecta; Coleoptera; Chrysomelidae
Source: the annotation of a GenBank genome assembly